Molecule: messenger RNA, 1983 nt
Organism: Echinococcus granulosus
Lineage: Eukaryota; Metazoa; Platyhelminthes; Cestoda; Cyclophyllidea; Taeniidae
Product: Rho GTPase-activating protein 20
Exons: 10
Coding region: 1-1983 (660 amino acids)
Biological process (GO): signal transduction
Molecular function (GO): GTPase activator activity
Source: RefSeq, a predicted model, not a curated record
AUGCCUAUUUUACAAAAUAUCAAGUCAUGCGUACGCCGGAAACAUGGAGUUACAAGGAGGCCCACGAAAGUCCACUUUAAUGUAAAAAUUGUUGACGCCUUCAAAUCUGCGAACGUUGCUUCUCAACUAAGGGACCUUCUUGUGUAUAUCGCUCGUGAGGGAGUUGCCGUUACCGACCUGUUCAGACGCCCAGGAAAUAUUCAGUCUAUCAAAAAGAUAGUGUCGGAUUUGGAGUCGGGACGACCGAUCAACUGGACGGAUUACAACUUUUAUACGCUUGCAAACAUAGCAAAACGUUUUCUACUUCAUAUUGAAGGGGGUAUACUUGGCGAAGAAGCUGAAGAGGCCUUAAUAGAAGCGUUGGACAUUCCCGAUAUUGACGCCCGCAAUGCUCAAAUGAAGUCCAUUAUCACUUCGCAGCCAAAAAUGGUUCAGCAGCUGCUAACUUUGCUUUUUGGAACGUGGUUUCGUAUGAUUUAUCACACCGAUGUUAAUGCAAUGUCUGUUGAAGCUGUAGCAAAGUCCGUAGCUGGGUCUAUUUUCCCUAGCUGUACACAUUCGCCUGAAAAGGUUGAAAAGGCAUCAAAAGUCAUGGAGGUUCUUAUUGUGGGCUUUGCCUCAACGGAACUCUUUGGACGCGAGUUAAUUGAAUACUUCACCCGCGAGACCAACACGAGCAUUUCACGGGUGGAAAAGUUCAAGUACGAGUUUCGAUUUCCAAAGAACAUCCCAAAGCCGCGCUCCACUCAGAUGUUUCGCCAAGUGCUGAUCGAGGAGAGCAAAAAGCACGGCUUCGACAUCCUAAAAGACGAAGUCACGAAGGAGGAGUUCGAGUGCGCUAACCAGCCGAUGGCCUUGGACUGGUCCGAACUUCAGGUCUGCCCCACCAGUGCGAACAAAGACUGUGGCGGUGGUGGUGGUGAUACCCUGGGCCGGACCACAGAUUCGGUGUUCAUUCCUUCUCGGACACAUAGUUUACGGGUUCCGUUGGCGACUCUGCAACCCACCACUCAGUCCACUCCUGUGCAGUGCCCAUUGCCACCCCCACCCCACCACCUCAUCGGCGAAAAUGGUGUCCAUCUUUUUAAUAAAGCAAUCUCGUCUUGUGAAGCAGAGAAUGGAAGGCUGGACUAUCUGGGCCACCACCAUGACCACAUCGACCAGGUCCAACAAUACUCCGAGAAGCGUACCUGCAUCACCGCCGCUCCCGCCGGCGCUACCGAUGUGCAUUUGCGCCGACGCGACAGCAGUGGAAUGGCGAAGAGUCUUCAGGGUGCUAGCCAAAGCAUAUCCGAUACCCUUGGACGCAAGUACGACUCUCUCUCCGAAAUGGAUGACCUCUCUCGUUUCAAUGGCGCCGGUGCGGCAGCGGCCUACGGCUCGUGUUUCAAUACCGUGAAGAAGCGGCAGCUGGAACGACUACAGAAGCGCUCUGAUUGGUUCCUCAGUCCUCCAGCGGGUCUUCGCAACUCCGGCAUGAUGCGUGUCGAUCUGCCUCCCGCUUCCGGCAACCCCCGGAAUCCCCCCAAGUUAUUGAAAGGCGAGAAUGGCGAAGAGGUGUGUCGUAAGUGCACAGCGUCUGACGACCACCCAAUCGUUCUAAGACGAAAACCGAGCAAUCGCCAGUCGCAGCAUCAGCAAUCUCAAGGGGGUGUCUGUUCCAUCUAUUGCAACACUCAUGUCCCCUCUGCGAGUCGCCAGUUCACUCUCCCCUCGCCCCAUGCUGAUGACGAGGUCAAAUGCGUAGCCGCUGCUGCUGGUGGUGUGUCCAACAUGGCCAACGGCAUUGCUGAUACCUCUGCUGUCACAGGCGCCACUUCUGCCAACCUCCCUUCCGACGAUGAGCUUCUAGAGACGCGAUAUUUUGUGGCUGUGAAGUACUACGGUCCAGAUCCUUCAUCUUCAAUAAGAAAUGCUCUCUUCUCGCCAUACGAGAGAGAGGACUUUGAACACACUGCUACCUACACACCUCUGCGGCCUUGA